CCUCACCUGUCCCAUGUACCAGGUCCCAUGGCGCCCCCAGCAGGCCGAGGUCCUUCUUGUUCCUCACACUUCCGCUUUGUGGGUUCGUGAGUCCGACUCUCUUUUCAGGUUUUGACAACCAUCACGCCGACAGGGAUGCUCAAUUCCCACCCGGAACACACUUCCGCUCACCUCGUUCUCUCUCUCAGAACACACUUCCUCUUAAUCCACCAAUCAUACUGACAAUAAGUGAUAUCCAGUGAAGUAUGGCCGAGGCGUCUCCGGUGUCACUCAUGCUCCUCUACGCAGUCGUCUUCAGCUUUCACUGGAGCUGCUCCACGCGCACGGAAUCACACAUCUUCUUGUUCCGCUUCUGGUUCUUCAGUAGUGGAUCUGACCGAGUGCUGACCUUUGCUUCAUAGUGACGCCAUGUUACACGGAAGAUGAUGUCAGAGGUGUUCUACAGCGAUGACGUCACGGGGGAGCGAGGGUCUGUCCCCCUGGACAUUGACAACGUCCACAUGCUGCUGCAAGUGGAGCAAGAGCAGAUCCAGAAGAGGACCUUCACCAACUGGGUCAACGCCCAGCUGGCAAAGAGGAGGCCUCCGUGCAUGGUGGUGGAUCUCUUCAACGACUUCCGCGAUGGAUCCAAGCUGUUGGACCUGCUGGAGGUGAUGAGCAACCAACGCAUCAGCCGCGAGCGAGGAAGAGGAACUUUCCAGCACAGGAGCAACAUUGAGAAGGCCCUGGCCUUCCUCAGGCACAAAUCAAUCAAACUGGUCAACAUCAACGUUCCCGACAUCAUCGAUGGCAAACCUUCCAUCAUCCUGGGCCUCAUCUGGACCAUCAUCCUGCAGUAUCACAUCGAGGAGCUGGCCAGCGCACUAUCCUUCAACUCCCGUCAGUCCUCCAUGGAGUCCCUGGCCAGUCUGGACUCUCGCUCCACGUGGUCCAGCCGCUCAGCCAGCAGCAGUCCCGUCCCCUGCCGAGGCUCGCCCCUCCACGCCCGCUUCAGGGUGUCAGCCAAGAAGGCCCUUCUUCUGUGGGUCCGCGAGCAGUGCCACAGGGCCGGCUGUUCCGUCAACGUCAAGGACUUCAAGGGCAGCUGGCGGAGCGGCCUAGUUUUCCUUGCCAUCUUGUACGCCCUCAGGUCCGACCUGGUGGAUCUAUCCAAAGCCAGAAGCAGGAGCAACAAGCAGAACCUGGAGGAGGCCUUCUGUGUGGCCGAGAGAGAGCUGAGGAUCCCGCGGCUGCUGGAACCCGACGAUGUGGAUGUUCGAGAGCCCGAUGAGAAGUCCAUCAUGACCUACGUGGCCCAGUUCCUGCAGUAUUCCAGAGACCUGCCCAUCCCCGAGGAGGACGUGCAGACCCAAUACUUGACUCCUCCAAAAGCUCCUUCUCCUCUCAGCCUCCCUGUGCACUAUACGCCCGCUAUCUCUGCUUCGCCACUGCGCCAGGCGACACCCGAGCGUAAAGCACAGGAAGUGUCGUGCUGGCUGCUUCAGGCCUACGAUGAGCUGCUGGAGGGCUGGGACUCCACCGAGGGCGAGAGCUACUCGGAACGUUACCACGUGUUCCAGACCUUUCUGGUGUCCUUCAAUGAGCAGCGGCGCCCCAUCAUGCCCCUGCUGACCGCCAUGAGACGAAGCGCCAAGCUGAGUGAGGAGCAGCGAGCCCUCAGGGAGGCGUGGGACGCCCUCACGGAGAAGCUACGGGACUACAAAAUAGAGUUAGACGUGAGGCUACCGCCACCUCUGGACAUGGUGGCACGCUGGCUGCUGAGAACCGAGGAGGUCCUGGCCGAGGAAGACGCUGACCCCCUGGACCAUGGCCGGGCUGCGGACGAAGCCAAGGAGAAACAGGAGCAACUUAAGGUCUGCCUGGAAGAGAUGCCCCAGCAAGUGAAGACUUUCCAGGCCUUCCAGAACCAGGAUGAUUACGGAAACAUGUUGGUCCCUACUGAGAAGAUGGAAGAGCUGAAGAGAAGGUUCACCGGCAUACGGGUGACGGCCAAGUACCAUGGCAUCAAGCUGGAGUACCGUGAGGACCGUCACACGGUUUUGGAUCUGCUGGGCCAGAUCAGGACAAAAGUGCGUCUGUGGAAGAGGCCUUAUCUUUCUCCAGAGGCUGUCAGAGUGCUGCUGCAGGAAUGGCAUGAGCUGGUGAACACCCAAGAGCUACCUUCCAUGUUGGAAGCAGCUCUUCAUAAGUUGAAGCUGGUUGCUGAGAAAUACGCAAGCAAGUCUGCCCUGGCUGCAGACUACCACCAUGUUUGUCAACAAGUGACGCAGCUCUCGGAGGACACGGCGGCGGUCCUGGUGGAGGUCACCUCAGCCAAGAGCACCAUGGGACGGACUUUGACUGCUUGGGACUCCUACAGCGACGGGAUCAGCUCCAUGCAGGCGUGGCUAGAGCAGAGUUCAGCCCGCCAGAGCUACGAUCCUCCAUCAAAGGUGACAUCCGAAUCCCUGGAUGAGUGGAGAUCCCGACAGGCUCACCUGAACGAGGUGGCGAACUUCCUGAUAGAGUCGAGCGACCCACACACCAGCAAGAGCCUGGCAGAGGAGCUCCACAAGCUCAAUGUGAACUGGACCAAAUGCAUCCAGACAAAUGCCUUGGACAGCACAGAUGAGUCUAAUGCUGGGAUCAAGACCAGACCUGAAGACCUCCAGGCUCUGGUCAGGGAGGCCAGUCUUCUACUCAAAGAGCCUCUUGACACAAUGGCAGGUCCUUUACGCAUCUACAGAAAAAGAAUGCAGUUCUUACUGAGGAAGAUAAAGGAAGUUGAUGAGGAACCUCCUGAUUCAUCUUCGGAAGGUCCAGUUGAUAAGUUCCAGAAACUGAAGAUGGCCAUGCCUCAGACCCAGCAGACUCUGUGCCAAGCAGAGCAAGUGUGUGCGGAGUUGCAGCACAGUGUCUCAGGUCUGGACAGUCGUCUGGCUGAGCUAUUACUCUGGGAGACUGAGGCUAGGGACCUCUACCAGCUGCUGAGGGCCACAGAGCGACAGCAGCGGAGAGGCCAGGAUCCAAGAGCUCGGGUCCUGAUAUCUCGUGGGCUCCAGUUGGAGGGUCAGGUGGUGACAGAAGAUCAGGACCUUCAAGUAUUAAUAAUGAAACAUCAGAAGAGCUCCCCCAUUCAGUACCUCCAUGCGUCCACCAUGCAAGAGCGUGUGAGGGCGGCGGUGGCUCAGUCGCAGGAGGCGGUGGGUAUGCUGAGCAGCUUGGGAGCCAGAAGAGACAGAAGCAGGAGCCCCACAAGGGAGCCCCCAUCCAAAGUCUUCAUUCAGGCUAAAACCAAGCCCCACCAUCUAAGACAGUCUGACACUGGACCACCAGUCCAGGAGUGGGCUACCUUGCCGGAAUGUCAUCCCUCUCAAGAAGUAUUUGUGCCAAAGAUAGUGGUGCAGGAAUACGGAGAAGAAGGGAGAAGUUCACCUCCACUGUCAUUUAGUUCUAUACAAGCAGCCAUGCAGACCAGGCCACCACCAGCAGAAGGCCAUUCUCAGGCCUGGACAGUAGUGACGGGACAGCAGCAGCAGACUGUGGAGGACACCCCGAUACAGCAGCAGGAACUUAGAAGACCAAAGCCACAAGAGCCCAAGUAUCAGCAACUGCAAAUAGAAGUACGAGAAGAACAAGAGAUGAUUAAGAAAGAGACACAAGUAUGGAAAGAUGAGCGGCCGGUGGAGAUUAAGGAAGUGGAGCAGUACGUCCAGGUCAUGCCGCAGACAACUGCAGGACAGGAGCCGAUGUCACCAGCAAAGAAACCUCUCAACUCACAAGAACUUCAAUCCAAAAAGGCCCAGGCUUUGAAGAACCGCCCCUGGCUUCAAAGACCACUAGAACAUGAACAUCAAAGUCCAAAUAAGGUUUCUGCUCAAGAACCAGUUCAGGCUACGCAGACACAGACAAAUAAAGACAUAAUGGGUUCCAGCGAGGUUGCUCCUCACCAUACAGGAACCCCCAGGACUCAGCCUGAAACCCAAGACGAGUCGGCUGGUCGGUCAACACAACAGAAGGAACAGCCAAGUGAACAACGGCAGAAACCACAUAUGCCAAUUGUAGCAGCACAGCCGGAUAAAGACACACCAGAUGAUCCAGUAGAUCUUCCUCUUCGGCAAGCAAAGGUCAAAAGUCAGCCCCCAGCCGAAACGAGGUCUCAGGUUCAGCUACAGCCUCCGACCCAUGGCCAAGUUUUAGCUCAAGGGCCGACCUGGGCUCAAGUCACACUUUUAUCUCCCAGGCAGGCUCCUCCCCUGCAGGAUCAAAUUCAGCCGCCUGUCCCUUCCCACAUUCAGCUUCGGAGUCACCCACAGUCCUGGUCCCCUGUCAGGCCGCCCUCCCCUAAACCACCAGCACAGAUACAAAGUCAAACCCAAGAAAUUGCUCACUCUCAGAGACAUCCUCAUUCGACUCAGCCGGACAACCAAGCGACGCUUCAACUUCAAAGUCAUUCUCACCCAGAGACCCAAACUACAAUCUAUGAGGUUCCGCACCAAACCGCUGCUGCACCCAUGGCUUCUACACCCAUGGCUCCUGCACCCAUGGCUCCUACACCCAUGGCUCCUACACCCAUGGCUCCUACACCCAUGGCUCCUACACCCAUGGCUCCUACACCCAUGGCUCCUACACCCAUGGCUCCUACACAAACCCAGCUCAUGCCACAGACAGGGACCCAGCCCCAAACCAAACCUCAACCCACGGCCAAGAUUCAACCAAAUGCUCAGCCAAAGACCACGCCUGACAACCAAGCACAAAACUUAAUUCAGCAUCAGAGUCUUUCUCAUCCACAGACCCAGACCCAAACCACUGCCAAGUCAAUGAAUCAACCCCAACUCAGUCCUGGAUUCAUGGCCCAUGAGCCCAAAAAAUCCCAAGCAAAGACACAACCUCAAAGGUAUGCUCAGCCAAUGGUCCAAACUCCUGAGCCCACAGCGGGGGUUCAAACACAUCCUAUGGCAAAGGUUCAGUCCCAGUCCCAGAAGCACGUUUACUCUGCAACACAAUCACAAGCCAAAACUGAGACUGUGCCCCAGAUUCAAGCACCAACUCAAUCUCCAUCACAGCCUCAAACCCUUGCCCAUUCAAAACCUCAACCAGGUCUGACACAACCUUUGAAACAACACCACCCUCAAGGUCAACCGGUAGUCCAGCCUCAUGGUCCCCCUUUGGCUCAAUAUCACACAAUGUCUCAGUCAGCAGUCCAACACCAAGACCAUAUUGCCCCGGGCCACCUUGCCGCUUGGACCCAUGGUAGCAGCUCCUCCUCAGGGUCCAUGAAACAUCCACAGGCUCCGGUGCAACCCCAGGUUUACCCUCAAAAUGACCCCACGGCUCAGCAGUGGACACAAAAUAAAGACACUGUCCAGCAAAGGCAUCACAUUUCCCAAACAUAUACUCAGCUAACGGGUCAAGUGUUGCAGUCUCAGGCUCCACAAGCACCACAGUGGGCUCAAGGGGGUCCGCAAAGACCUCAAAUGGGGCCCACAGGGUAUUCUAACAUGGCACAAUCAUAUAAUCAGUCUCAGAUGCAGAUACACUCACACGCUCAACUCCAGACUCCAACAAUAUCCCAAACAAGACCCCCAAGUCAACAACAGACGCACAUGCAAGCGUUUGAUGCGACUCCAAUGCAGACACAACCAGGCCUUAGUGGGAAGCAGGUGUGGAUGCAGGUACCCCAUCAUUUCCAGUCCCACCCUUCUUACCCCCAGGGUCAGCAAUAUCCACCCGCUGAACAUCAGCCCCAGACUAAUAUCCGUGCUCAGAUACCUCAACAACUACAUCAUACCAAUCUUCAGUACCUUCAACCUCAUGGGCAGGACCAAGCCCAACCUCACAUCAAGACACAUUCACAAGCACAACCACAGAUCCAUCUGACCCAGCAAAAUCCUCCGCUCCAACAGAUCCCUCCCUUCAGACCGAUAGCUCAGACACCAAACCAACCCCAGGCUCAAUCGCUGUCACGAUAUAUGCCUGAACCACCUCCAGCACCCCGACCCAAAAUGCCAUCACCAACUCAAACCAUGGUUCAUUCGCUACCGCAAUGUAGACCUGAACCACAGAUUCCACCACACCCUUCAGUUCAGUCACCCGCCCAACCCAAGGCCCAGUCACUGCCCUUAUAUCAACCAGAACCCCAGCCAGCUCCUCAACCCAAGACCCAGUCACUGCCCUUAUAUCAACCAGAACCGCAGCCAGCUCCUCAACCCAAGGCCCAGUCACUGCCCUUAUAUCAACCAGAACCACAGCCAGCUCCUCAACCCAAGGCUCAGCCUUCCACUCAAACCAAGGCUCAAUCGUUGAAACAAUAUAAACCCGAAACCCAAAUAGCGGCACAUGUUCCACAACCCCAGCCAGCUCCUCAACCCAAAGUUCAACCUUCCACUCAAACCAAAGCUGCUCCUCAACCCAAAGUUCAACCUUCCAGUCAAACCAAGGCUCAAUCAUUUCCACAUUGUAUUGCAGAACCCCGACCACCCCAGCCGGCUCCUCAACCCAAUUUGGCAUCAACUCAAAGUAAAAGUCAAUCCCUGCCACCCCAGCCGGCUCCUCAGCCCAUACAGUUCUCACCAACGCAAGGCAGUGUAAAAUCAAUACCAGAACCUUCACCUGAACUCAAGAUUCAGUCACCAGGACCUGAACCCGAGUCUCAAUCGCAGUCACAGACCACUGUCCAGAUUCCCCCUCCUUCCCAGUCCCAUCCUCCAAUUCAAUCCACUCCACAAUACACACAAAAACCAUUCCAAGCGAUUGUCCAUUCCCAGGUCUGUGUGUCGCCUCAAUCCCAAGCAGAGUCACCAGACCUGUGCUUCACACCUCCGGUCCUUGCUCAAGCACCCCCCCAAGCGUACUCAGAGGCCUAUGCUAAAGCCCAGGCUUUGGCUAGGAACGGCUUUGAGGAGGCUAAGCACUGCCUGCAGGGCCACAUCCUGGAGGCUAUCACGAUCUUCAAAGAGAAAUGUAUACCGGACCAGCAAGCAUCGCUCACAGAAACUCUGAAAACCCAGGAUCCAGAAUUACUGGAGGAAUUUCUGAGAGCAGCCAAAGGCAUGGAAGCCUUUUGUACACCUUCACAGCUAAAGGACAUGGAGGUCUUCACUCAGUCUGUCAGGUCUCAGUGGGAGUCUUGCUUCUCCUCGGCGGGAAGCUUUGCCCAAGCAAGCCACCAGCUGGAGGCCUUAAAGGAGCUGUGUGACAUGCUGAGUCCCGAGGAUGCUCAUCGCCUUGCCCACACUCAGCUGAGGGAGUGCGAGAGCAGCCUGGCUGCCAUCCAACGCCAGUUCAGUGGAGACCAGGAGGCUCCUCUGCCUGAUUCAAGGACUCCUGCUGGAUUUGGUGUGGAUCAGACCCUACAAAAAGAAACUAAUGGAAAACCUCAAAUCUCAUCUGAGGUGUCUCAAAUAAAACUCCAAACAGCAACUGUGGAGCAAAAAGAGGUGAAAAAGCAGCCCCCCUUUGGGGAAGAAGUCAUCAAAAAGGAAGCCUUGGAGAGAUACGAUAACUUCAAGAAGUCUCUGCAAGUCCAGCUGUCGAAAAACGAACAGAGCAUCAAUGAGGUUCCAUCAGACUCUGUGACCCUAAAAGGUCUUCACUCACGCCUCCAGGAAAUACAGUUCUUGAGGCAAGAGACAGAAUCUUUGUGGUCAGAGUUUGCCAACCAGUGCUCCCAGUUGAGUGGAGACGAUGGUGUGGAGCAGGAGAAACUGGAGCUUGAGGAUCAGUGGCGGGCCCAACAGUCCAACCUUCAGAGGAGAGGAAGCUCGCUGGGUGCCGCCCUCAGACAGAUUGACUCGACAGAGAACCACAUGGUGGAUUUCAGCGAGCGCCUGGACCGCUACCUGAGACAACCCAAGGACGUCACUGCCUUCACGUUGUCAAACACCAACAUCCUGAAGGACAUCAAGGAACUGGAUGAAAAUAUCCAGAGUGAACUGGAUCAGCUUUCCCGUCUGGAGCCUGAAUCCAGCAACCUGGAUCCCAGAGACUGCUUAACUCUCUCCCGUGAGGUGGAUGCCCACAGAAGCAGCCUGGAUCAGCUCCGCCAACAAGUUCGCAAGAGUGAGGCAGCUGCUCGCGCUCUGGACCGCUUCCUCAUGUCACUCCGCACCUUAGAGGAGGACAUCGCCGGAGUCCAGGGAGUCCAGGGAGUCCAGGGAGUCCAGGGAGCCCCGUGCGGUGAUGCCACCGUCUGGCAGGACCGUCGUGCCAAGCUGACUCUCAUUAGGCAGAGCGUGGACAGUCUGAAAGACAAAGCUCCGCAGCUAGAUCUUCUGCUGCAGGGGGCCCGGCUGACGGUAACCAGGGAUGGUUCUCCUGCAUCCUGCCUGGACAUGGUCAGUGUCCUGCUGAAGAAGCUGGAAGAGGCUGACACUGGACUUGUGGGACAGCAGCAGAUCCACAAGAAGGAAACCCAGAGCAAAUCGUUGGGAUUGAGGAGGAGGGCCCUGUUGGGAGAAGUGAGGAAGCUCCAGGAAGCCAUGGAAGCACGAGGCCUGACGGAGGCCACCGUGCCAGCAGUGCAACAGAGGCUGCGGGCUCUGUCUGAUUUGGAGGACCAGCUGAAGACUCAGAACGCAGAGCUGCAAGGUCUCAGGGAACUUCCUGAAUGUCAAGAUCUCCUUGAGGAACUGGACACCGAAUACAAGCAGGCUGAAACAUCCUUGACGGACAGGAAGCAGCAGUGCAGCAUCCUGCUGGAGCUGCUCAAGACCUUCCAGAGCUGCCGCAGUCAGCUGAGCAACACCAUGCAGAGAGCCGAGCAGACCAUCUCUGAGCACACCUCCUACAUGGGCAAAGACAACCUUCACAGGAUUAUAACCAAGGUCCAGGAUAUUAAGAAGGAGCUGAGUGGCCUCGGUGAGAAGAUGGAUGAGAUCAGGGCCGUUUGUAGGCAGCUGCAGACCACGCUCAAGAAGUUUCCUGACUGCCGGGAGGUUCCGUUUGAAGCUGAGGCUGACACGCUGAUGGACAACUGGCUGGAUAUGACGGAGAAAACAGACAGUUACAUGGACAACCUUCAGGUGGGCUUGGAACUGUGGGACAAGCAGUUGAUGCUGGGAGGAGAGAUCGAUGGCUGGGCGGCCACCAAACUGGCGCUCUUUGCGGAGAGCCACCCCUUCUACAACCACCAGCAAGUCAUGGCCAUGAAGGAGGAGAUCCAAGCCCACGAGGAGAACAUCCAACAUUUCCACAAGAAGUCUGAGGAGAUCCAGGAAAUGCUUGAAAGCCAGGACGCUCCACUGGAGCUACAAGUGAUGGAAACACAGCUGAGGAAGAGGAUGGAGCAGGUGAAGGAGUUGUUUGCAGACUGCACUGACGUGUUUGAGGAGCUGAUGGUGGUGAAGAAACAUCUAGAAGAAAAGAUAGAGGGGUGUCUGGCAGCCAUCGAGAACAUCCAGUCUUCUGUCAGUCAGGUCCAGGCCUCAGAACCAAAGGCGGAGACCCAGAUUCAGGAUUUGUGCGCCAACCUGGAGAAGCAGGAGGAGCAGGCGGAGUCGGUGCUGCGUGAGAUGGCCCUGGUCACCAGUGUGGCCAGUCCCCAGGUGCUGGAGACGCUUUCGGCGGACUGCGGCCGACUGACAGACGCCAUCGCCCGCACCAAAGACAUGAUCCAGCGGAAGAGAGAGGAGCGGCACGAAGGCUUGCUCAAGGUCAUUGAAGAUGAGAGACAGUCAUUUGAGGACUGGUUCCAGGAUCUGCAGUUGGCCGUCAAUGAGUGCUUUGAGAACCCGGAGAGCCGAUCCCAUGUGGAAACAUCUUUGCAAAGACUGACAGGCUCCUUGAAGUCCAACGAUGCCGAACGACGUCUGGACCAGCUGAGAGAGAACCUGGACAGAGGUCGGCAGCAGUUUGAUGAUCAGCAGCUAAGCGAGUUCAGCAACUGGCUACAGGAGCAGCGCGAGGAGGUGCUCACGUUCAAUAGCCACUGUCUGAACCGGCAGAAACAGAUGGAGGCUCUUCACUCAGACUUGAUCAGUCUGCAGACACUCCAUGACAGCUUCCACAACUGGCUGCAGGGAAAAGAGAAAGAAGACAUAACGCCACCUGAGGCCAAACAUCUGCUCAAGGACCUCCAGGACAGGAGCCAAAGAGCAGACGCCCUCGUUGAGCUCCUAGCUUCACUACGCAGGCAGGGCGUCAGAGCGGACAGACUCCUGAAGGACGGAGACAACGUGUUGGAGCGCUACCGGAAGCUGGAGGCCAAGCUAGGAGCACAGGCAGAGGCCCACAGCAAGUUGGAGGCGGAACUGGAGCGGUUUCAAGUCCAAGCUCAGAGCGCCAGAACCUGGUUUAAAGACCUCCUGCAGCCCCUCACCAUAGCAGAGGGAGUCCAGCGGUGCCAGGAGAUGAGCCACAAAGCCGAGGCUGUCCUGACCACAAAAGCCGAUGGAGACUCCAAGGUGAACCAUCUCCGAUGUCAGAGCCAGAGUCUUUGUGAGCAGGAGCAGCUGGAGCCCAGCAGGAAACAGGAAGUCCAGCGCUCGUUCAGAGAUGCGGAGGAGGAGUGGCAGGCUGUCCUCCAGGCGGCUGAGGACGCCCUCAACAAGGCGGAGACGCAAGCUCGCUUAGAUGGAGAAGUGGAUGCUUUCAAAGUCCAGAGCCACAGCUUGCAGACCUGGAUCAGCGACUUGGAGGAGGAUCUCACGUCUCCUGGUGGCUGCACGGAUGAAAAGCUUCAUGACCUUCUGCUUAUCAAACCUGACAUGGAGAUGAAGCUCCAGCAUCUAAAGGGGCGGUGCCAGACCAUGUGCAGCAACGUGGAUUUGGAUGAAGGCUUCCGUCAGGAGGUCCAGGAGACAAUGGGACGCACGGAGGAGCGGUGGAGGAGGGUGACGGCGGCUGUUGAGGAGGUGCAGACUGCAGCCGCCAUGGAGACGGAGAUGGCUGCACUGCGAAGUCGCACAGAGAGGACUCAGACCUGGAUCAGGGAGCUGAGGCACAAGCUCCUGUCGCUCGGGAGCCACAUGGAACUCCAGGAAAGACUCCAAGUUACUCAGGCUGUCAUGGCUGCCCAACCUGAGGGCCAAUCCAAAGUUCUGGACCUGAAGAAGGACGUGGAACAUCUGUUUGAGAAGCUGGAGGAGAACAGGAGACCUGAGGUAGCACAGCUGGUCAAGGACGUGGAGCAGCAAUGGAGGUCUGUCCUGCAGACCUGCAAAGACGCCGAACUGCGAGGUUUUGCUGAUGACUUUGAGGGUCAGCGUAAGAAGACGCAGGCGUGGGUGAGGGAGCAGGAGAGGCAGCUCCAGUCCGUCAGCGUCCAUGCUCCGCUGGAAGAGAGACGCCGCACAGCCCAGGACGUACUGCAGUCCAAACCUGAUGGCGACUGUCAGGUGAACAACCUGAGGAGGCGGGGCCAGAGUCUCUGUGACCGUCAGGAUGUGGAAGAGGGUAAGAAAGGUCAAGUCCAGCAGAUGGUCCGAGACACGGAGGAGCAGUGGAGGAACGUUGUGCAGGCCGCCAGAAAGCUGGAACAGGACGCAGAAGCUGAGCUGAACCAGGAGAUGGAGAGGAGAGAGUUGGAGCUGGCAGAUUUGAAAAGCCUUCAUCUGGAAACCAGCAACUGGCUUUCAGACCUCCAGCAUCAGCUAGGUUCCCUAACCGGUCAAGAUAGACAACACGCCGCACAGACCAUUAUCGGUUGCAAGUCUGAGGCGGAUGCUAAACUCCAGGAGAUGAAGAGACGCUGCCAGGCUUUGGACGCUGACGAGCUGGAGCAGCACCUUCAUCUGCAGCACCUGCAUCUUCAGCAGAUGGUCCAGGACUUAGAGGACCGCUGGACUGAGACCCUCCACGGUGCCAAAGAGAUUGUGGACGCGGCGGAGAAGCAAAGCGCUCUGCAAUGUCAGCUGAGGAAGCACCAGGAGAGCAGGGAGGAAGUCCAAGCCUGGCUGGAAGAAAAGCGACGGGACCUUCAUGCCCUCAACUGUCCCAAAGAUCCUGAAAGGACCAUAAGCACCGCACAGGACAUCCUGAGCUCCAAACCAAACGGAGACUGCCGGCUGGCCGAGCUGAGAAGACAAAGUCGCAGUCUGUGUGACCACGAGGACGUGGAGGACGCUGCCAGACGGGAGUCUGAACAAGCGCUCACAGAUUUAGAGGAGCAGUGGAGGACGUUGCUCCACGAUGCUGAGGACUCCCUGAAGAAAGCAGAGCUUCUGUAUUCACUCUCCAGGGAGCUGCAAGCCUUCUUCAGCCAGGCGGCCAGCACUGGGGCCUUGUUGGAGGAUCUGCACACUCAGCUGGAGACCACCGGGACAGGCACCGAAGGCAGCCAAGUCCAGAUGGAGGACAGACUGAAUACCAUACGGAUCAUCUUGAACUCCAAGUCCAGCGGAGAGACUCGAGUGACGGAGCUGCAAAGGCGUGUGCAGAGUCUGUGUGAACACCAAGAUCUGGAGGAGGACAGCAGGCUGGAGAUCCAAACGCAGCUGAAAAAGCUGGAAGAGCAGUGGCGGACCAUCAUGCAGGCUGCGGAUGAGAGGAGCAGACUACUACAGGGCGUCGUGGACCUCCUGGUGUCCUGUCGGUACCGGCGAGGACAAGCUGAGGCUGGUCUGCAGGAGCUCCAGACACAAAUGUCCAGUCUGCCUCGGGUCUUCCCCUGGCCGGGUCUGGGGGAGCGCAGGCAGGCGGUGGAACAAGCUCGGACCCUGCUGGACAGGAGCGCAGCCCUUGGUCCGCUCCUCGAUGAUCUACACACCCAGGCUGUGGAACUGUCUGAGACCACCCGGGACCCCGAAUGGGCUGAUGCUACCUGGGGGAGCAUGGAGGAGGCCAUCCCAUUUCUUCGCAAGGAGUUGACUGAGGCCCUGGAGAACCUGGAGCAAGGCAUCAUGGCAGAGAGGAGGUGCACACAGCUUGUGGAGCAGCAUGAAGCAGCACAGGACUGGUUGCGAGAGCAAGUGAAAGCCCUGGAAGCUCCUCCAGAUGAUAAACAAGGUCUUCACGGUGCCAUCAACACCCUGAAGGCUUUACUCCAGACCGUGGAUCGGGAGCAGAGAGAGAUGAAGGAGCUGGAUUCCGCCAGAGAUGAUCUGCUCAGCCUCUGUACCCCUGGAGGUCGUGACGCUCUGACCCUGGAGGUCAGCCACCUGCAUGAGCUUUGUGUCACGUCUGAGCUGGACGUGAGGGAGCGCCUGGAGGCCAGCGAGGCCCGCUUGCGGGACCUGGAACGCCAGGCGGCCCAGAGAAACAAGGAGCUGACGGAGAGGGCGGCUGCGCUGCAGGGGGAUCUGCGGUCUCUGGAUCAGGCCCUCGCAUACGACCAACUGCAGGACCACAUUGAGCAGCUCCAGCAGCACUGGAACAGCCUGCAGAAUUGUGCCAAGUCUCUGGAGGAGCUCUGGGUGAAGGUUGAAGAGCUGCAUCAGGAUGUCGGUUCUGCCCAGGAGAUGCCAACAGAAAUAACCACCACUGUCGAGUCUCUUCGCCAGCACCAUGACAGUUUACAGACCAGGCUUAGCGAGCAUCAGCAAAGCUGCUCCACAAACGCUGCUCGCUGUUUGACCGAUUCUCUCCAAGCCCUGCAGGAAUGGAACCACAGCGAGCCGUUAGAGUCCGUAGCAUCAAUGCAGGAGACAGCAGAGGAAGGGGAAAAGAUGCAGGCUGUCCUCCAGGAGGCACUUUGCCAUCAACAGUUUUUGAGUGACUGCCUGAAUCAGGAUAUGUUCCACAAACUUUCAAAAGACGGUUCAGAAACUCUCAGACAAGCAGGGACACGUCAGAUGGCUCUCCGCCACAAGUUAAAGGAUCUGAAGGAGAAAAGUGAGCCAACAAGCGAGGGUCAGUCCACUGAUGUUCAUAAUCAAUCUGAAGAUAGUCAGACAUCUUUGGUGGCCCCACCACGGAGAAACAAGCAGCCCACGGAGAAAAAGUCUAAAGUUGAAUUCCACCAAAACGUUCCCUCAACCAGCACGCCAACACUGGAUCAGGAUGACUUGUCCGUGUCAUCCAGGUCCAGUGAGCAAACGGAAUCUACUGUUUCUGAAGAAUGCAAAGAUAUUCCAGCACAGAGGAAGUCCAAGAUCCAGGAUGUGUCCCCGGCUCCUCCAUCCCCAAAAAGCGAACUCGAAUCCAAAAGGACCUUGGACCAGGAGAAAGAUGAAGCUGUUUUGGAACAGAGUAAGCUUCUAGCACCAAAACGAAAGGCAAAGCCUGCAGAGUCUCCUGACCUCAACGAGGUAGCACAGGACAAAGAUGGAACCGAAGGGCUUCACGGUGCCACCGCUGUGGAUCCGUUCUCUGCCAGUUCUGCAGAAGCCAGCCAGGAACCUUCUUUAACUCCUGAAGAAUUCACAGGAGUAUCUGCUGCACCUGUUGUGGAAGCAAAGGUUACACCACCUAAAAGAAAGUCCAAGAUCUCCCCACAAGCGCCUUUGAAUGAGGAGCCAACUGUGACAGAAGAAGAGUCCCAUGUGGAACCCAAAGAGGAAAAGCUGACGGACAACAAAGAACUUGGAGUCUGUGAUGAUUCUAACCUCCAAGAAGCAGGAAAGGACUCGGAAAGUGGGGAAGCGUCUUUAGUUACGCAACUGGUGACGGGAAUCAUUGAGUCCGCCAUGAAAGACAUGGCUUUGCCUUGGAAGAAAGAUCAGCCAGAACUGGAAACUAGGAAAACUUCCCAAGAUGUCACAGGAAUUCCCGAAGUUGUUAUCUCGGAGGAAGCGAGGAUCGUCCCACCCAAAAGAAAGUCAAAGAGUUCCAAGAUUUCUCCAGAACUUCCUAAAAGAGAGGAGCAAUUUUUGAGAGAAGAAGAAUUCCAUCUGGAACACAAAGAGGAAGAGCUUCUCCAAGACGAACCAUUUGGUUCCUGUGACAAUUCGGAUAAUGGGGAAUCUUCUGUAGUUGCUCGACUGGUCACUGGAAUCAUUGAAGCUGCUAUGAAAGAGGUUGGUUCCCCUUCACAGAACGAUCAGCUGGAACUGGAAAGUAGAAGAACGUCACAAUCGGUCACAGGCGUCCCUGAAGUUCUUAUUCCGGAAGAAGAAAGGAUCACUCCACCCAAACGAAAAUCCAAGGGUUCAAAGAUUUCUCCAGAGCUUCCUAAAAGAGAGGAGCAAAUUUUGACAAAAGAAGAAUUCCAUCUGGAACACAAAGAGGAACAACUUCCAGAAGACAGAGAACUUAGUGCCUGUGAUGAUUCGGGUGAUGGUUCAAACCCCCCAAAAGAGAGAAAAGACUCUGAAAGUGAAAGUGGAGAAGCUUCUGCAGUUGCUCAUCUCGUCACAGGAAUCAUUGAAGCUGCUCUGGAAGACGUUGGUUUACCUUCACGGAACCAUCCAAUGGAACUGGACAGUAGACAAUCUUCCUCAGUUCCAGAUGUCUCAGGAAUCCCUGAAGUUGUUGCGGAGGAAGGGAAAUUCCUUCCACCUGCAAGAAAGUCAAAGGACAUGAAACUUCCACCUAAGCUUCCAUCCGGAGAGGUCACGGUGUCCACUAGAGAUGAAAGUCACGACUAUGGCAGUGGAGAAACAUCUCCAGAAGCACCUGCAGUCACAACAACACUGGAGACUGCUGCUGUAGAUGAAAGAAUCACCUCACCACCCAAAAGAACUUCCCAGACAUCAACAGCUUCUCCAGAACCUCCUAAAAACACAGAAGAAGAACCUGAACGCCAGAGACCUUGUUCCAUUGCAGUUUCUGAAGAAUGUAAACUGAAAGAAGAAGCAGAAACUGAAGAGAAGUCUUCUGAUUCUGCUGAGGACUCUGAGGUCCUGCCCAUUGAAAGAAAAGCAAAAGGUCCAGAUGUUUCCACAAAGUCGGAUUCAGCUGUGGAUGAAGAAAGUGACUUGCAGCCGAAAGAGAGUCAGCAACAAGCAGAUGCUGUGGGAACAGCAAGAACAUCUGAAGACGCCGUAGUGGAAAAGAUCACACCACCAAAAAGAAAAGCGAAGAGUGGGAAGGUUUCAUCAGAAACUCCUAAACUUCCCACCAGGAGAAAGUCCAAAAAUCAUGAAGUUCCCACAGUGUCCAUAGAGCCGCUUAUUGUUAUCGGUGAAGGUACGGAGCCCAACACUGAAGGUUCAAGACGAAGCCCAGGUGACCCAGAGCGUAAACCCGAUGUUUUGGAGGACAGAAAGCCCUCCCCCCCCAUAAGAAGGACCAAGAGCUUGCAGACUUGUCCAGAACCUGCGAAAGGGGACGAUCCAAAUGUUGAAGAAGAGGACAAACGUCCAGAUACUGAAGAAGUAGCAACACAUGACAUACAUGAUGCCAUCAAGAGCCUGCCAGAAGAUAAGGCUACCCCUGACGUCCAAGUGAAGACCAAGCCGGAUGAGACCACGCCUACCAUGCAUGCAACUACAGCUGACAGUGAUGUCACUAAACUUCCUGUUCUUCCACAUGUGGAUGAAACGUCUCCAGAAACGAUCUCAGCUGAAGAAACCAUGACUCCGAUGCAAACUGUCAUUGAGCUGGAACUGUUGGAAAGACCUGAAGAAGUGAAGGAAGGUCAUGUCCAGGUAUGGGUCUGCAACACUGAUGCCACCAUGAGCUUGGAAAAACCAUCAGUAUUGUUAGAAAGAAUCCCAGCGAGGGCUGGUGGAGACACCUUCAGAGUAAAUAUCCAGGCUCAAGGAGAUGAUGGACAACUAGAUGAACAGCAAACGCUCCAAACGCUCCAAACGCUCCAAACGCUCCAAACGCUCCAAAGUGAGCCCGGUGGAUCCAGCUCUGUGAUUUUGACGACACUUGAGCCAAAUGAAACGGAAGUGAUAGAAAUAAUAUUAUGUGAGGAGGUCGUGGAAAAGAACCUCCAGAUGGACGGUCAGGUGGAAGCUCUGGAAAGCAGCCAGGAGGGAAAUACUGAGACAGUGGAGCAAACAUCUGCCAUAUCUCCAAACUGUAUGCAAGAUGCGGCCAUGAUGAUUGACAUAGGACCCAAAGUGCAUGUUUUACACGUGGAUAUAACAACGUGUCAAGAAGAACGGGACAACAGGCUGGAAACAGAACCCACACCAGAAAUAGUCCAAAGUCAUGUUCAGGGUGAGAGGCUGCCAGAAGACAAAGACACCUCCAUCCAGGAUCUACACAACACAGCGGUUCAGGAGGUACCAGGACGGCCAUCUGCUCAGCUCCUCAGUGACGUGUCAGCAGAGACAGAAGUAUUGACGAGCACUGGAGGAGGCACCAAAGACGUCUUGGCUGAAGGAUCUUCAAGUAGUGAUGGUGAGAAGGCUUCAAAGGACACAACUGAUGAUCAGGAGAAAGACAAACCUCCAAGAGAAACGUCACCAGAGGAAGAAGAAACCAGCACUGAGGUGCAUGACGUCGAGACCCAACGUGAAGCAGCUAGUCCGAGUUCCGCUGCUUUUCAGCCAGUUCACCCACUGGAAAGUGGAGGUGGGAAGGAAGAGACCGAGUGGACUGAAAAUGGAGAUCAGUCACAACUAGGUGCUGAAACCCAAAUACCUGUCCCACAAGAGAAGGAGUCUAGGCAGGACUCUGGUGUCCAGGCUGGUACAGUAAACCAUGGAGAGGCUGCCGGUGGUCUUCAGCCUGGACAAGAGAAGGAGUCUGGGCAGGACUCGGGUGUCCAGGCUGGUACAGUAAACAAUGGAGAGGCUGCUGGUGGUCUUCAGCCUGGACAAGAGAAGGAGUCUGGGCAGGACUCGGGUGUCCAGGCUGGUACAGUAAACAAUGAUGAGGCUGCCGGUGGUCUUCAGCCUGGACAAGAGAAGGAGUCUGGGCAGGACUCGGGUGUCCAGGCUGGUACAGUAAACAAUGAUGAGGCUGCCGGUGGUCUUCAGCCUGGACAAGAGAAGGAGUCUGGGCAGGACUCGGGUGUCCAGGCUGGUACAGUAAACAAUGGAGAGGCUGCCGGUGGUCUUCAGCCUGGACAAGAGAAGGAGUCUGGGCAGGACUCGGGUGUCCAGGCUGGUACAGUAAACAAUGAUGAGGCUGCCGGUGGUCUUCAGCCUGGACAAGAGAAGGAGUCUGGGCAGGACUCGGGUGUCCAGGCUGGUACAGUAAACAAUGGAGAGGCUGCCGGUGGUCUUCAGCCUAUGAGGUCAGCAAUUAAAAGGACAGAAACGGAAGUUUCAGAGUUGGCUGACACUCAUUCCCACCCUCAUCCCGACACGGAAAAAGCGGUCAGUGCAACAACAGAAGAAGCUGAUGAUAUGACCACUAGUAGAAGACCAAAGGAACACGGGAAGGUAGACACGACAACAAGCACCUCUGAGCAGAAGGUUGUCAAAUUCGAUCCUAAUGAACCAGAAACAUCUCUGAUGACGGACAUCUUCUCAGCCAUAAAGAUGACCACCAACACAGGACUUCUGAAUGAGGCUGGAGCAUGUGAAGAUUCCGUGGCAGAUCUCCUGACCUCCAGCGGUGACCUGGCCGAUCACCAUUGCAGGCUAUUGUCAAAACUUCUGAGCUGUAAGAACCAUCCUUCUGAGCUGCAGCCAACAGCCAUGACCCAGCAGGUGAAUGUGGCCCAGGAAUGUCAGGACAUGGCCCAGGACCAGACGUUACGUCUGUGCCGGCGGAGAGAAGCAGAUGAGGAGAACUCAGAUACUUUGAAGUUCAUGGAGGACCAGUGGAGCGCCGUUGCUCAGGAUGCAGCCGUCGUGGUCCAGAACAAAGUGGCCCAUCUGGAACUGGUGCAGAGCUUCCGUCAUCAGACUGAAGAAGCCAGGACUACACUGGGAAGACUGGCAACUGAACUGGAUGCUGUAGGAAUGUCCCCGGCAGAGAGCAGCCAAACGGAGGCAGAUCGGCUGAAGUCCUUAAAGAGGGACAUGGAGGAAAACAGGAGCGUCCUUGGGAAGUUGGAUGGGAUCCACACCAAGCUCCAUCCUCUUCUUAGCCGCUCCCAUCAAGCAAGUGCAAAUGAUCAGCUUCAGACUCUCCACCAGGAAUGGAGAGACCUGGAGAGACUUGUGGAGAAGGCCUUGCAUCACACGGACGUCCGCUACCAGAACGCCAGCAGCCUUCUGCUGGAGCUGUCGUACCUGCGGGGACACCUCGAGUCCAUCAGUGAAGACCUGGAGGCCAAACAUCCACAAGUGUGCCAGUGGGAUUACAAGAAGGCUCAGAGGUUGAUGAUGGCACAAGCCGAGGUUGAAGCUGCUCAGGUGAAAUAUGAGGACUUGAGAGAGAGGUUGCAGGCUCUACUCCCCAGCUUAUGGCCAGAAGAAACAGCAGAGAUAAAGAAAGGUCUGCUGAACGUCAAAGACCAACUUUGUCUCACAGAAGAGUGGCUAUCUUCUCAAAUUCACAAGUGCAGUAAUCCCAUCAUGGAGAAGGUCAUGGCGGUGGCGAGCGGCGGCUUCUCCUGGGCUAAGCAGAUCUUGAGUGAUCUUGAAGGCAGACGAAGGAGGUUGUCUCUGCAACCCGAGGUGGUCCACCAGCAGCUCAGGGAUCUGAAAAAGCUGCAGUCUGAGGUGGCAGUCAAGCAGAGCCAACUAAAGUCACAGGCCAAGGAGAUAAGAGGGUAUCUGCCACAGCUGGACCCGGCGGAGGAGAUCCCUGUGGUGCAUUCGUUGCUGGAAUCUCUGGAAGAACUUUCAACGUCAAUCACUGAGAAGAUAGCCAAGGCCAUGAAGGACACAGAAUCCGGUCUGCAGGUCAGGGAAAAGUUGUGGGAACAGAUUGCAGAUCUGGACACCUGGGUUGGGACACAUCUGCAGAAAGAGACAGUGAAGAACGUAGGGGGGAACUUGACGUGUCCUGCUGAAAGUGACCACCGUGAGAUCCAAGAGACGCUGACUGAGGCUGAGAAGCAGUCUGCUGCCUGCAAGGCUCUUUUCAUAAAGAGUAGCGACAUGGCCGCUGAGCUAAGCAUCAAAGAGGAUUGCCAGCUUUUUGACAAGCUUAUGGACCUCCAGGAAGACAUCUACACGAUUAGCAGAUACCAUACCUUCAACAAAAAUGAGCUGGAUGAACAUGUGAGAUCUUUAGAAUCAAGCAAGCAACAGCUCGCCACAAUUGAAGAAAGCCUCAGGCAGAUGCGAGUAGACCUGGGAAGUCUAAGGUUCCCUGUCACAGAAGAAUCCCUCCUAGUUUUGGAACCGUACAAGCAAAGGCUUUUGGAGCACAAGUCACAGGUUGACACCAUCUACUCCUGGAUUCCAGAAGAAAAGAGCAUGGAACUCCACGCAGUCACUGCUGAAAUCCACAACAAAAUGACCCGUCUGCAAACGAAGGCCAGCGAUCAUGAGAGGUACCUCAACAUGAGGCAAUGUCUGGAAGACCUAAAAGAGGCGGUUGAGGAACAGGUCAACCAAACCAGAGAAGAUGGCACAGACGUGGUGGAGAAGUACAAGAUCUGUCAGAAGCUCCUUUUCCAGUUCCCUCUGAUAAGAAAGCUAUGUGACGAUGUUGGAUCUAACCUCCAGAUGAUCUUGGCUGACCUUCACCCUUCACAGCUGAGCUCAGAGCAGCAUAGACUUCAAGAAAAUGAGCAGAGCUUCAAAGACCUGGAGAUGAAAACCCUGAACAACCUCAGCCUCAUUGAGUGGUGUCUGCUGAAGGAAGUGGAUCUGGACUCAGAGAGGAAAGCCACUCAGGCCUUCCUGUGGGAUGCCCAUCAAGAACUCCAAACCCCCCCACGGAUGGAGCCGCACCAGAGAUCCAUGAAUGAGGAAUACCAGAAGAUAAUGUCUUUGAAAACGACUGUUGAGUCGAGAAUAAGAGCCUUGGAUCUUCUAGAGCAGAACCAAGAAAACAAAGAAGGACCAAGCUCCUCAGAUCUUGAAGACUUGAAGAAUGAAGUUCUACGUGAAUGUGACUCACAAAUGGAUCAUAUCUCCGAUGCAAUGAUAUCUCUGAGAAAGUACACACGUACCGUAAAACAAGCACUUCAGUUCCUGAGGAACACUGAAGCCUCUCUGCUACCCAUUCUCGGCUCAACUGGAGUCUGCCAUGAAAAGCUGGAGGACACCCAGAAGAUCUUGGCCUCCCUGGAAGACCACGCCCAGACUUACAUGAACCAGCUGAAGGAUGAACCUGCUCCACAUCCUUACCUGUCCCCUGUGGAGGUGGAGCAACUCCAAGAGGCUGUGCUGAGCCAGUUCCUGGUCCGGAUGUCCACACUGAAGGCCAGGGGCUACCUACAUUUGGAGAAUCUUACCAGCUGUGCGGAAACGUACAGAAAUGACGGCAAAUGGAGUGACAACAUCAGCCUGCGUUUGAGGAAGGCGGAGGGGGGCCUUGCUGAGGUGGUCUCCCAUAAGGUCACGUCCCCGGCUGAGUGCAGUGAGCAGCUAGCAAAGGUUGCGGCUCUGCAGGAGGAGCUGGAUUGUCUGCAGAAGCAUCUGGAGGAGGUGGUGGAGUGGUGUCCGGAGCAGAGUUGCCGCGGACACCGGGAAACCUCAACGGCGGCCGCAUGGAGAUGCAUUGCGAGACUGAGGCACGGCUGUCAGCAGCUGACUUCAAGACUCAACCAACAGAUUGCAGAAUGGCGUGACAUCACCCGCAGGGUGGAGAAGGCAUCUGAUCUACUCCAGCAAGUGGAGGUGGAGCUCCCGGAGCCCGCCCCGUUGACUGCAUCUACCGAUGAGCUUCAUGAUCUGCAGCAGUCCUGGGACCAAUACCAGGACAGGCUGGACUGUGAGCACCGCGCCCUCUCUGCCCUUGAACUACGCAUUGCCAGGCUGCUGGCUGUCCCCGCCCACGUGGAACAGGCUCCACCCACUCCACUCUGCCAGCAGCUGCAAGCCAUGCAGGCCAGGUACAACAGCGUGAAGCAGAGGAGCCUCAAGGGUUUGGAGUCCAUCACGCUGGAGCUGGAAGAGAAAGAAAGAGUGCAGGAGGAGCUGCAGGUCGUCUGGGUCUGGUUGACAGCCGCUGACAGUCUUCUGUUGGAGAUGGAUCCAAGCAGCAACAAAGCACAGCUGAAGGAGAUUCACAGCCAGCUGUGCAUCCAGAAGGCUAUGGUCCAUCGUAUCACGGAAGGCCUCAAGACAAAGUACUUCCAGGUGGUCCCCGUGGAGAUCGAUGGCCAACUGCAGGAGAUCCAAAAAACUCUGCAACAAGUCGAAGUUAAGGUAGAAGAAGCUAUAGAACAAAGCGGCCUUGUGAACACAAUUGGUGCAAAGUUGCUGGAGACUCAUGCUGCCCUGACGUCAGUGCAGGAGACGCUGGAAGUGAGAAGUUCCACUGUGAAGGAUGCAAAGCUUGCUCAGAAGCUGCUGUGGGACGAGUUGGACAGAUGGCACAAGUGUGUGGCGGCACUGGAAGCCGACAUGCGAGACCUGGAGCAUCCACAGGAGGCGCUGUCCCUCACAGAGAGGCUGAUGGAGGUGCAGGAGCUCCACGCUCAGCUGGCCAAACGGGCGGAGCAAAGGACAACCCUCCUCAGCAAGAUGCAAACGUGCCUUCAGGAGCAUCAGGAAAUGAUUGACAGCUCCAAGAGUUGGAUGGCGGAGGCUAAGUCGUGGCUCGCCGCUCCCCGCACGUACACCACGGCCAAGUGUCUGAGCGAUCACGUCCAAGAUCUGCAGACGGUCUUGAAGGACUCAGCACAGAUCCGAACCACCUUGCAGGGUUUCAGUUCAGUCCUGGAGGACAUGUCUCAGGUGGUGGAUGUCUCGGCGCUCCGGGAAGAACUCAUCCAAGCCGACUGCCAAGUAGCCGCCGUUGAAGAUAGCUUUGCCGCUCCUUUGUCUCGACUGGAGCGUGCCGCUGCCGAGGUGGACGUGAUCGAGAGCGAGGUCAGGAAGAUGGAGAGUAACGUUGCGGAGAUCAAGACUAUUUUAUCUUCUCCAGAGACGCUGCCCAGCCCCAAAGAGAAACGUUUGAAGAUGGUGGAGCAGAGGAUCCAGACCAUGAGGAGCAGCAUCGCCGACAUUCAGAAAUCCAAACUGGAACUCCAUCUUCCGGAGAAGGCAGAGGAGACACUGAGUGUCUUCGUCGUCAUUGAUCAGCUGCAAAUGUUGCUGCUGGAGCUGGAGAAGAAAGUCCCGGCUCUCUUCAUCCAGCAGCUUCCCGCACAAGUCCCUCAGAGCACAUCCCAAGCAGGACCGCUCAAGUCCAGCUCCGAGGAAGCUGAGGAGGAAGCCGGACACGGCCGGAUCACGAUUGCUCACGUUGAGGAUGACGUGCUGCGACGUUCCGGAGCUGCGUUGAUGAGGGUGGAAAGAGCGACGCCCGAGCAGAGACGGUCAGGGCCAACCGACAGUCCGACGCGACAAGGGCACGGCGGUGGCGGCGAGGCGCUCCCUGCUGAGGAGGCCUGGCAGGAAGUGGGAGGGCAGGAGCAGAGAGUGAAGGGAGGUGGAGGAGGUGCUUUGUGGUGGCUCUGGGAUGCUUUCCUGGGUGGUUCUUCUGAGGAAGCCCCUGAAAAGAGCCAAGCUUCCAGGGAAGAAAGCGCCGAGAGAGAGUCGCUACAUGACACACAGGAUGUGUGUGAUGGUGCCACAGACCAGAGUUCUUCAGAGGAUCUAUCGGAGCCGCGAGACGCAGAUGCCAGAAGCCAGGACCCCCGUGAGAGCAUGGUAAACACGUCCUCCUCCACCGUAAACGUCUCCAAAGCUCAGCAGAAUCCGAAUCAGAGAUGCGAAAGCGUUGACCUAAUCACAACGUCCACCCUGCCCUCUAUCGGCUCCGCCCACACAGCACGAGGCCUGCCUCCUGGAGAACCAGGAAGUAGGUCCUGUCACGAGUGGGCGGGGCCAACCAGUCUUUGUGUUUUGGCGUCGCCUUUACGUCUCAUGACCGCCCGGCUCGCGUCUUUUGACCUGCGGCAGGUAAAAGCCUGUGUUUGUUUGCAGGGCGGGGGGCCUGCCCCCCCCCGGCUCUGCCCCUCGGAAGGAGCCCUCCACGCGGGCCUGGAGCGUGUUGGUCAGCUGGAGCUGUGGCUGCUCACGGCCCACGCACGUCUGGAGGCGGGCGGGAGACGCGACAUGCAGGACGGCGUGGAGCGACAACUCCUCACCUGCCAGGAGAUGUUCCUGGAGCUGGAGCAGAAGGUGGCCAUUCUCUCCGAGCUGGGCCUGGUGGCCGAGCAGCACCGCGACCGGAUCGAUUCUCCUCCAUCGGGCGCCCCCGAAUCCCAACGGGAGGCGGCUGAGCUCCUAGCGUCCAAACUGGAGGACCUCAAGUCCAACCUGGUGUCCUUCCAGCAGCUGCUGGAGGACAAGCAGGGAGAGGAGAGGAGGCUCACCCUCAAAGAGACACCAGAGAAGGCGGAUCGCCCCCUGGUGGCCAGGCUGAGACACAGCAGCAGCCUUCAGGAGAUGUUCUCCUCUCCGAGGAACAAACUUCUCCGUCAGAGCAGCUUGCAGCAACAGAAGGAGUUGGAGCAGCAGCUCAGCGAGCAGCGAGGUUUGACGCAGGCCAUCGCUAUCGCCGGCGCUCGCCGCCUCAGCCAGGGGCCCCAGGGGCCCCAGGAGCCCCAGGAGCAGGUCCUGCUGUCGCCACGGAGGCGUCCCACUGAGGACGAGGACGGCAGUGCUCGUGAGACGUGGGACGGUCUUCACAGUCGGCUUCUGGCCGUGGAGGAGAGCUGGCUGCUUCCUGGCUCCGAGGUGACAAACUCAUCAGCGACGCGUCGGGAUGGAGCAGCGGGACGCCUGAUUGGCUCUGACAGCCUCCGACAGCUCCAUGCUCACGUCGGACGCCUGCGAGAUCUGGGACGGUGGGCCGAGAGGACGUCCACCCUGGACGCCCCUCAUGGUGCCCUGGAAGAGGACGUCCUUCAUGAGCUGUGGGAGCUGACCAUCUUUCUGACCUCCAUCAACCAUCUUCUCCCCACGACUGGAGUCACGCCUGAAGACCAGGAAGACCAGGAAGACCAGGAAGACCUCCAGACACGAGUCCACUUCCAGGUGGCACAAAAUGAAAGAAUUAGAGACGACCUCGUUGGAGCCUCACGUGCUGAUCUUCUCGUCCAGACGCUGGCCACCGACAUGUCCGCCCUCCACCAUGAGUUGGCCACUCAGGGGGCAAAGGUCAUGGGCGUCCUGGGGUCGGCCUGUGUCCAGCGGUGCGUGGACGCCCUCUGUAGGAUCCUUCCUGCGGUGCAGGCGGCGUUGGUCAGUCGAGAUCAACAACUGGAAAACCAGGAGGAGCAAAAGUCAACGCCACAGGCUGUGACCUUCAUGCAGGAGCAGGCUGACCACGUGGACCCCCUGAUGGGGGCGGAGACACGUCGCCAUGUUCCCUCCUCUCUGGUGGAGCAGGCUGACGACGUGGACCCCCUGAUGGGGGCGGAGACCCGUCACCAUGUUCCCUCCUCUCUGGUGGAGCAGGCUGACGACGUGGACCCCCUGAUGGGGGCGGAGACACGUCGCCACCUUCCCUCCUCUCUGGUGGAGCAGGCGGCCAUGUUGCAGGUGUGCCAUCAGGGCGAGGAGAUGAUGUCGCAUGUCAGAGGAUUCGGCAGCCAUGUUUGCUUGCAGGAAGUGCACGCCGCCCCGUGCGGCAUGAGCCCCCGCGGUGAGGAGGCGCUGAAGCACUGCGAGCGGCUGGUGUGGAGCCUCAGGGAUCUGCUUGCUCUGGCCUCGGAACGCCUGGAUCAGAACCUGCAUCUCCAGAGUAGGACUCGGCUCCAGCAGCAGCUCAGCGCUCACAUGAGGCUCUUCCAGUUUCUGAGCCGACAUUUAGACCGCCUGCAGUUCCUGACCAAGACACUUCCAGAGAGCGCCCUCCAGAAGUGGGAGGCGGUAAUGCGGGACCUUCAGGAGGAGGCGCUCCCGCUCCAGAAGCAGGCCUUGGAGAAAGGGGUCAACAUGGGACGAAUCCUCCAGAUGUGGUCACAGUGGGAGGAGGAAGCCGCCUGGUCCGAGUCCCUGCUGAGGGGUCUGGAGACUUCAUUUCCCAGGAUGCACGUGGGGAGGGAUGCGUCAAAGCUGCUGUGUAUGUACCAGGAGCUCGGUUCCGUUCUGGAAAGGAACGCAGCUCGGCUCGGUCAGAUGUUGGAGGCGGGGCUUACGCUGCAGGGGGCGGGCUGCGUGGCAGUGGGUGUGGCCUGCAGUCGGCUGGAGUCCCGUCGGAGAGGUCUUCAGAAGAGGCUGAAGAUAGACGGUGGCAAAGUGGACAGGAGGAUGAGGCUGAGGAAGAGUUUCGUUUGUGACUCGGCUGCCCUUACGGCCUGGAUGGGCGGGGCCAGGGCAAUGAUUGACAGGUGGAGGCAUCUGGUCAUCUCGGCUGCUGCCGAUGACGCAGAUGGCGAGCGGAGGCGGGACGAGUACGGUGGCUUUGUGACGCUGAGCAAAGAGCUGGAGGACCAACGGCGACUUAAAGCGGUGCUUCUCAGCGCUGGCGCCCAACUGGCUGAGCUGAGCCAAGCUGAUGAAGACUCCGAUGAAGACCCGGAGACCCAGGCGUCCCCGCAGCACGCCUCGGAACCCCAUCCUGAUUAUGUUGGCGCCCAGCUCAGACAACUGGAACAGGACUGGUCUGGUCUGAUGGUGGACUUCCCCGUGGUCCAACAAGCUCUACACAAGUGGUGGAUGGAGAUGUUGAGCCACCAGGAGGCGCUGCUGGAGAUGCUGGUCUUGCUGGAGGAGGUGGAGUUAGGACUGGGAGAGCAACACCACCUGAUGGAACCCGCCUCGUGGACUAGCCUUGAGCUCAAACAGCGUCUCAAGUCCUGUAAGGACUAUCAGGUGGAGAUGUCAGCCCAUCAGGCCACGCUGGACCACGCCAGUCAGCCAUCACAGAGCUGCAGUACCGGGGGUUGCCACUGGGGGCGCUAUGAAGAAAACCAGUUUGCAGAAGAUCAAGGUGGCCUCAACCAUCGCUGGCUCGCUUUGCAGGCGACGCUGAGCUCUCAGACCGACAGGCUGGAGGAGGAGUUGCGGAUCAGGACGGAGCAGGAAGUCGCUCUCCAGCGGAUCGACCGCUGGAUCGCAGAUCAGAAGCUGUGGGUGGAGUCGGCUCGGACCCCCCGCGGCCUGGGAGAGCUUGGGAGGAGCGUAGACACCUGCAAGAACCUGGAGGAGCAGAUCCAAGUGAGAGCUGCGGCUCUGCAGGAGAUGUCCAGCCAACCUGGCAGACAUUUGAGGCGUCAGACGUCUGAGUCCAGCAUGGCCUGCACGGCGCUAGCACAGCAGAAUGAAGCCGUGAAGAGCGGUCUUCUUGAAGCCAGGCGGCUGUGGCUCUCGGCGGACGACAGACUUUGCGGCGUGAGGCUGAGACACGUGACGACCUCGCACAUGUUGGCGUAUCUCCACGGCCCUCGACUCUCCCUGCAGGCCCACAGAGACCUCCUGAACCAGCUGGAGGAUCUCAAUGAGGAGAUGGAGACCUCCGAGGUGGAGUGGGACCAGCUCAAUCAAACCCUCACCGCCCUGGAAGACCUCAUCCAUCCUGCUGCAGCCUCCCUUCUCACCGAGGAGAUGACCCGACAGAGACACAGUUGGAGCAGCGCGUCCGUGGCGUUGGACCAGCGCCUCCAGAGGAGCCGUGACAUCCUGUCAGCGUGGGAUGUCUACGCCCGGAGUGCUGCUGCCUUCUCGCAGCGGGUCAAGACUCUGAAGGGGGACGCCACGCGCAUCCUGGGGGGCGCCAGCAGGCCAGCCAACACGGUCGACGGCAUCACCGAGACCGCACGCCAAGUCCAGACUUUGCGUGAGAGAGCCGAUGCGUUGCAGUUUGACCUGCAGGAGGUGCUGGACUCCUCCAAGGACCUGAUUGGCUGCCUGGAGCCCUCAGCUGCAGCUCUGGUCCAAUCAGAGAGCAGGUUGCUGUCACGUGGGGUCCUGCAGCUGAGCGAGACGCUGGCUGGGAAGCAAGCUGAGCUGAGGGAGGAGCUGGAGACGCUGCAGGAGGUCAGCAGCCUCCUGGACGAGCUGGAGUCCAAACUGGGACGUUGGCUGGUGUGGCUGGAGGACACGCACCGCAGCACGGACCAGUCUGGCUUCCUGGAGCUGAGCGCCCUGACCGCCGACCUGGACGUGCUAAACGAGCUGAGCCACGGCGUCACGCUGGCCGACGAUGCCGCACGCCGCCUGCAGUUGCUCAACUGCCGCUGGAGAGACGCGUCCGCCCGAGCCGAAGAGGCCUGCAGUGAGCUGCAGACGGACGCCUUGAGGCAGCAGACCUUUGAGAAGAAGUGCGAGAGCUGGAUGGCGUUCCUGCAGAGGAUGGAAGAUCAGCUGGCCGUCGACGUGUCGGGGUCGUACGCCGGCCUCAGGCAGCAGCUGUGCACUCACCAGCGAUUCCAGGUGGAGCUGUCCAUCGGCCACCAGAUCCUCCAUUCCGUCAUCUCCGACGCGCUUCGCUUGCUGCAGAGAGGAGAGGUGGACGACAGGAGCGACUUCAUCCUGAAGCUGACCCAGCUGAGGGAGCACUGGCAGGGCGCCGUGCGGCGGGCUGACCAGCGGCGCUCCCUGGUGGAGGGUUUGGUCAGGCAGUGGCACCUUUACCGGCGCAGCCUGAAGAAGCUGCAGCGCUUCCUGUCCGACACUCAGAUCCUGCUGCCGCUGGGCGGGGGCGGGCCCAACCGAUGCAGCCUGCAGCAGCUGCGAUGCUCGCUCCGGGACCUCCAGCACACCGAGCUGCUCUUCCAGAGGUAUCAGUGCAGUUUCAUUCACACCCUGGAGGUGGGCCGCCAGCUCUUCUCCAUGGCUGACGAGGAGACCCAGAGCCAGAUCCAGAUGGACCUGGGAACGCUGCAGGAGGAGUGGGACAACCUCCAAAGUCUGCUGAGCCGCAGGCUGGACCUGGCCCAGACCAUCGUGGAGAACUGGGAGCGCUGCGAGGCAGGACUGGCAGACAAAACACUGCAGCUGAAGGACAUGAAGACCAGACUCAACCAGCUGCUGCCAGAUUGUGACGACCAGCCGCUCGGCAACAAGGAGAACGAGGACUCCCUGGAGGACUGGGCUGAAGGUCUGACAGAUCUGAGCACCAUGAAGACGGACCUGAGCCAGUACAUCAUGGCCGAUGACGUGUUGCUGCUGGAGGAGCAGGUGGAGCACCUGCACUGCCAGUGGGAGGAGCUAUGCCUUAAGGUGUCUCUACGUAAGCAAGAGAUCGCCGAUCGCCUCAACGCUUGGAUCAUCUUCAACGAGAAGAACAAGGAGCUCUGUGAUUGGCUCGCCCACAUGCAGAACCAAGUGGCGCACACCGCCGACCUCAACAUCGAGGAGAUGGUGGAGAAGCUGAAGAAGGACUGCAUGGAGGAAAUCAACCUGUUCAGCGAGAACAAAAGCCAUUUGAAGCAGCUGGGAGAACAACUCAUCAGCGCCAGCAACAAGACCAAGGAGGGCGAGGUCAACGACAAGGUCAACGAUGUCAACGACCGCUGGCAGCAUCUCUUCGACCACAUUGAAGCCAGGUAGGAGGAGAUAAGGAUGAUGAAGGGUGAUGAAGGAUGAUGAAGGAUGAUGAAGGAUGCUGUGUCCCAUUUGACUUG
Doryrhamphus excisus (bluestripe pipefish) is the source of this 29290-nucleotide messenger RNA. NCBI's taxonomy places the organism in Eukaryota, Metazoa, Chordata, Actinopteri, Syngnathiformes, Syngnathidae. The record is from RefSeq and is a predicted model, not a curated record.